Messenger RNA from Lodderomyces parapsilosis, 2433 nucleotides. It is a transcript of the gene MNN26, whose product is annotated as Mnn26p. Gene Ontology annotation, molecular function: alpha-1,2-mannosyltransferase activity. The coding region runs from base 1 to 2433 and encodes 810 amino acids. Gene Ontology annotation, biological process: mannan biosynthetic process. The record is from RefSeq and is a predicted model, not a curated record. Gene Ontology annotation, cellular component: Golgi apparatus. The transcript has a single exon. Lineage: Eukaryota; Fungi; Ascomycota; Pichiomycetes; Serinales; Debaryomycetaceae.
AUGUUUUUCCGAAGAUUAUCCCUACUGUACAUUUUAUUAGGAGCAUUGGUGGUUGCUAUAAUCAUAUUCAAUGUGCUGAUACUAUCUUCCAGUGGUGACUCAUCAUCAUCAUCUUUGAUAAACACCCCUCUUUCUAACAAGGGUGGUGGUGCCAAAUACUAUACUGGUGGCAAAUCUUCAUUACAAGCCCAUGUUGAUAAAGUGGAUAGUCAAGAAUAUAUCGAUGAAGUAAUGAAGGAGUUGGAGGCAACUAAAAAGGAAGAAAUCUUGUCGGAUUUGAAACAAUCAGUAGCCAAGAAUGAAAAACCCAAAAUUGUUCAAGAACUCAAAAAUGAACUUCGAAGAAAAUAUAUCGAUGUUAUUCAACAAACUUUAAAAGAUGAAGUUCGAGAAGAACAAACUAGUGAAUUCUUUAAACAAAAUUCCAUGUCUUAUGCCUUGUUUGAACAAUUGGUCAAUACAUAUGCCAAGGAACAUAAAGCUGAUUUCAAACCAGCUGCAUUUCUUGACAUCCUCAAGAAUGAAGUUCAUGAUUUCCCCCGGGAUUUCGAAGUUAAAGUGGCAAAAGCUUGUGAACGGUUUUUUGACAAAUCGAGCUAUUAUCAACAUUUGAUCAAAGAUGUACUUGUUGCUAAUAAACCCAAUUGUGAACCAUUUACUGAUGAUGAACGUGGUAAAAAGCUAAAUCCAACCUAUCAAAGAGAUCAACGGAUAAUAUCGGAAAAAUAUCUACGAGAAUCCAAUUUAAACAUCCCCAUUUCUAAAUUCAAAUGUCUACAAGAAUCUCAUGAUAAUCUAGUCAAGACAUUGAAAUCGUUGCCCGAACCACCAAGACAGUUUGUUUCAGGGUAUGGUAUAGUCAUUAAUGGUGGUGGUGGUAUGAUUGUUAGUGCUUUAACGGCAAUUGCCAAUUUACGUGAUCGUGGCUCAUCACUCCCAGUUGAAUUAAUCUUGGACACACCUGAAGAAUACGAUAAACAGAUUUGUGAAGACUUGUUGCCAAAUAAAUUGAAUGGUAAAUGUGUUGUGAUUCAAAAUAUUCUUGGCAAGGAAGUAUUUGACAUGGUUAGUGCUAAAUUUGCUCGCAAGAUUCUUGGGUUGAUUGUAUCAUCAUUUGAUCACACCAUUGCCCUAGAUGCCGACAAUUUCCCCAUUAGAGAUGUGGACAAUUUGCUUUAUACUGAGCCAUACCUUUCAACAAAGAUGAUUUUGUGGCCUGAUUUAUGGGUGAAAUUAACCAGUCCAUUGUACUACAAGAUUGCCAGAAUUGAAAAGGGAGAACCCAUACAUCGAUUUGGAUUACCCAAUGAUGCAAAAUUUGCCGAUUAUAUCGUCAAGGAUAAACAAUCGGAAAUCCAUUUCCAUGAUUUUGCCAAUUUACCAAGCACAAUUUCAGUGGAAACUGGUCAAAUGGUGUUCUCCAAACGUGAACAUUUUCGCGCAUUACUCUUGUCAUUAUACUACAAUAUCAAUCUAAAACCAUGGUAUGAAACUUUGUUGUAUCAAGGCGCUUAUGGUGAAGGAGAUCGCGAAACCAUUGUUCCGGCAUUACAUGUCAUGAAUGAACGUUAUCAUUUACAAAAUCAAAAAUUACAUCUUUGGGGCUAUACUGCUGAAACUGGCAAAUUUUCAGAAACAACAUUGGGACAAACAGAUCCUCGCGAUAACCCGGAAUUUUACUACGAUUGGCAAAAAUUCCUUUCAACAAAGCAACUAGACACGAGAUUAAAUCCAUUCCAAUCUGGUGGAUACACUGACAGAUUGAUUGAACAAUUUAAAGAAUACAAGAAAAAAAUUAUUGCCGAUAAAAAGAUUGAAGAUGAAGAUACUGCUCAUCGAUUAAUUGAAUACAAGUUGCCAAAACUCCUAUUUCUUCAUUGUAAUCACCCCAAGAUUGACCCCGUCAAGAAUGCUCAAGAGGGCGAAUUUGGCACCUAUUCAAGAAGAAACAUUGGUCCCUUGGAUCAAAUCAAGCCCAUCUUCAACAAGAGAGAUUGGGAAUUACGAUUCCAUUCCAUUGCUAGAUGGGUUGCCUGUGAUGCCAUCAAGAGCGCCGAGUUUUGGAAAUCUUCCGCCAAGAUUGAUCAACAAACUGUAUGUUUUAAAAUCAACAAGUAUAUUGAGUUUUUGAAGAAGGAUUCUUUUGAUGCGACGUUUGAGUUUAAGAGUGAAGACGCGGAAAAGUUUUAUGUUGGUGGUAAAGGUGCCGGUAUUGGAGGCGACGCUGCUGCUGCUGCUGCCGGUGGUGGUGGUGGUAGUGGUGAUGGAGCUCAAGAAGAUGAUGUCAAAGCUGUCGCUCAACAACAAGCACAACAACAGGCGGAGGCUGAAGCUAAUGCAAAAGCUAAAGGUGAAGUGGAUGAUCCAUUAAAGGAAGAUGUCAAGGAGGAUGAUAAACCAAUUGAGGAUGGCGAAAUUCAUCAACCGCAGUAG